Molecule: messenger RNA, 1717 nt
Organism: Homalodisca vitripennis (glassy-winged sharpshooter)
Lineage: Eukaryota; Metazoa; Arthropoda; Insecta; Hemiptera; Cicadellidae
Product: BTB/POZ domain-containing protein KCTD3
Exons: 8
Coding region: 254-1702 (482 amino acids)
Biological process (GO): protein homooligomerization
Molecular function (GO): protein binding
Source: RefSeq, a predicted model, not a curated record
GUCACAACAGAUGGUUGUUUCUACAGUUAACUUACGAAUGAUCCACUGAUGUACUUAUGUUGAUUACUUCGUUUGUUUUCUGGUACGCUGGAGUGAAAUAGCUUGCAACAAGUAAUAUAGAUAGCGUAGCCUAAUUAAAUAACGAAAAUUGUCGAACUUUAGCUUGAAUAGGUGAAUUUUACACUCACUCAGUUCUAAAUAUGCUUAAACCCAGAAACAAUUCUGCCACUUAGUCAUUUUUCCUAACAAUAAAAUGUAUCAAAGUCACACUGGUGACAUAGUGCAUCUCAAUGUUGGUGGAACAAGGUUUUCAACAUCAAGGCAGACGUUGAUGUGGAUUCCGGACUCGUUCUUCACCGCACUGUUAAGUGGUCGAAUAUCAUCGCUGAAAGAUGAGAAUGGUGCAAUAUUUAUAGACAGAGAUCCCAAGCUGUUUGCAACAAUUUUAAACUACCUGCGAACCAGGGAUAUCGAUCUGCGACAUUGUGACAUAAAGACUUUGAGGCAUGAGGCUGAAUAUUAUGGUAUCACACCACUUGUGAAACGCCUUGUACUUUGUGAAGAUCUCAACCAGUCGUCCUGUGGGGAUGUCCUCUUUUACGGCUACCUUCCUCCUCCAAGCAUUCCAAUCCAAGAACCAGUGCUGGGUGCAGCAGUUGUGGAUGAAGCCAUCAGUCGGCCUGUGCGAGAAAGCCCAGCGUACCUACCAGGUGCCCAUACGCAUGCACGUGGGCACGCACACUCACGCAAUUCCUCACUAGAUAUGAGGGUUGGCAGUCGGAGCUCCUCUGAUGUGCGGAAUAUACCUGGCCGGGCUUGCCAUUCUCGUGCUGCCUCACUUGACCUACGCCACACCCGCAACUCUUCAGCAGAUCUCAACAAGCUUAUCAGGAACGACCUUGGUCUCGUAUUCGGUGGCAAUCAAGUUUCAAAUUGGGCAGAUCCAUUGAGGGUACAGAUAAUUAAGGCUCAUCAUCACUGGAUCGCAGUUGCCUAUGCACAUUUUGUAGUAUGUUACAGGUUGAAGGACUCAACAGGGUGGCAGCUUGUGUUUACAUCACCACACAUAGAAAGCUGUAUAGAACGGGUAGCUGUGAAUGCUAAGCUGGGUGGAGGUGCGGCACAGGGUGAGGCAGCGUCUAAGAUGGUGGCUAUUUCAUAUGCAAGUCAUAUCCGGCUCUGGGGCAUCUCAGAGCAUGGUUCACGCACAAACAUCGGUACCUUCAAUCUCAACGUGAGAGUGGAGUAUUUGUUCUUCAUCGGCAGCCAGUUGGUAGCACUGUCGCCUACUGGCAAGAUUGGUGUGUGGCAUGCUAUGACCCAGCACUGGCAGAUUCAGGAUGUUGUCCCCAUCUCUUCCUUUGAUGUAGCUGGCUCCUUCCUGCUACUUGGCUGCAAUAAUGGUGCCAUCUACUAUAUAGACAUGCAGAAGUUUCCACUCCGUAUGAAGGACAAUGACCUGCUUGUAACUGAGCUUUACAGGGACCCAUCGCAUGAUCCUAUCACAGCCAUUUCUGUCUACCUCACGCCUAAAACAAGAUGCUCUAAUCUUGUGCUAUGGCUCCUGACACAAUCGUAUGUCUUCUUUCUUGGAAAAUUUUUCUCAUGUCCGAGUGUUCUUAUUGAAGGUAUUUUUACAACCUCUCCGUUUUGUUCAAUAAAGCUGAAAUUAAAUUCACAAAUGAACUGGUUGUCUUUAUAACUAUAAACUACCAUG